Messenger RNA from Phytophthora sojae, 1662 nucleotides. RefSeq lists its product as hypothetical. The coding region runs from base 403 to 1593 and encodes 396 amino acids. The transcript is spliced from 2 exons. The record is from RefSeq and is a predicted model, not a curated record. Gene Ontology annotation, molecular function: DNA binding. Lineage: Eukaryota; Oomycota; Peronosporomycetes; Peronosporales; Peronosporaceae.
GUGCGCCGCUACCUGAGCGAGGCCGGAGAGAAGGAGGUCCUGCGCGUGCUGCGCGAGCAGCAGCAGCGCCACAAGCGCGUCACGUCCGACGAUGUGCGCCUCGCAGUGCGCGCCGUGGCCAGCCAGGGCGGCAGCGUGGCCAUCCCGCCGGACUUCCCGCCGUCGCGCUGGGUGCUCGAGUUCAAGCGCGUGCACGGCUUCGUGCAGUUCAGCAGCUUCACGUUCGGCGCGGCGGCGCCCAGCGGCGGCCACGGAGUCUUCAGGCUGCCUGAGCGCCAAGAGGAGCCGCAACGGCGUAACAGCGGUACUGUUGUUGAUGUGGCUGACGCGAGCCAGAGUAGCGGAAACAGCAGCGACGACGAGAAGGAGAGGAGCACCAGCGAGGAGAAUUAUCACGAAGACAUGCAUGAUACUUCAUCGUCUUCUUUGUCUCCGUCUCCGACUGGCCCCCUCCCGACGUGUGACGACGAGAGGAAGAGAGUGGUGCAGCUCCAGCACAGCUUCAGCCAGCGUCACCGCCAAAUGCUGCAGCAGCAACAGCGCCGCGCCAUGGUCGUGGACGACCGUCGUCGAGCGACGGAUGCGUGGCCUUUGAGGGAGCUUGCAGCAGCAGCAGAGCACGAUCAAGAUGAGAUGCGGUCCGACUGGAGCAGAGGCAGCAUGGACAGUGAGAAUGGCACAACGACGGGGCCUAGUAACAGUCCGCGGGGCGACGACGCAAGCAACGUCCGACCAAGCAUGAACGCGAUCCCGCCGCACAUUCGACACAGCGCCAGUAUGAUGAGCAACAGCGCCGACGACACGCAGGACUCCGUCUCGAACGCGUCCUCGUCGAACGACAAGCGGGGAUACAAGCUGAGCCACACGGUACCGGCCGAGACGUGGGAGAAGGCCAUCGCGGCCGUGGAGCAGCAGGGCAUGAGUCUGCGCGCGGCCGCCAAGCUGUACGGCGUGCACUUCGCGGCUCUGCAUCGGCGCGUCAAGAAGCGUGCACAGGGCGGACAGGCCAAAGGCAGCAACGGAUACUUCCACCCGAGCGACGAGGCCGGCAUCAUGCGCGUGGUGGUGGCCCGCGCGGAGCUGGGCGUGUUGAUGACGUUCGACGAGCUGAUGCGGCUGGUGGAGGCGGCGGCGCUGCGCAAGCUGCCGGACAUCUCGGUGGAGGGGGCCCGGAACCUGCUUACUCGGUUCCAGUCGCGGAAUGAGAACUCGAUUCGCCAUAUCAUCGACGAUUGGCCUCCGCCGCGGCUUGCAACGAAUACGUCUCUGGCGUCUCAUAACUACGCAAGGCACCAGCCUUACUUACAGCACCCGGGCUUUGACUUCGGCUCGAAUGCACAGGGGGGAGCCGCUACCGCUGCAGCAGUAGCAGCGGCAGCGUCGACAACGCUUUUCGUCCCCCCUCACCAUCUAGCAUCGAGCAUCAUCAGCUACCGAGACGAGUCGAGGAAGCCUGCCGCGCGGCUCGUUGAUACGAUGAGGGCAAUGGAUUUAGGAGCAAGGCCUUCGUCUUCUUAUGUCGGAUGUUCGACAUAUUCAGUAUCUGAGCGUCCUCGUCCUCCUUGUGAUGUCUGCAUUGAGGAAAGCGGGUAGCGCGGCUUGCAAUUGAACAGCGAGGCCGUGGGGAUGUAUAAAGCAAAAUACAGUAAAACUUGUAUGGCU